Molecule: messenger RNA, 730 nt
Organism: Paramecium sonneborni
Lineage: Eukaryota; Ciliophora; Oligohymenophorea; Peniculida; Parameciidae
Source: the annotation of a GenBank genome assembly
AUGUUUUCAUUAAAUUCAAUUGAUAAUAAAAAUUUUCUAAUAACGAUUGAAUAAAAACUAAAGAAAAAGUUUAUACAAAUAAGAGAAGAGAGAACAUAAUACAGAAAUGAUUACUUGAAGAAAGGUUAAGUUUUUUAUGAUAAUGUGGACAUUAAUAGUUAAGUAACGCCAAGCGGUUAUUGGAAUAAAUUUUACUAAUAACUUAAUUUAUUUAAUUGAUCAAUUUUUUUAUGAAUAUGAACAUUUGAGCAUUGAGUGAGGAAUAGUACAUAUCAAGCUUUUUAUUAUAUUAAAGGUAAAAAUUUAAGUAACUCAAUUCAUAUUCCCAAUAUAAAGUAUGACUAAUUUUUAGGAUCUCAUUUUAGAUUUGUUUGUUGUAUAAGAAAUGAGUAAAAUUAUCUUAUAAAGAGUUUGGAGACUCAAGUUUCAUUCAUUCAUUUGAAGUAACCUUAUCAUUAUUAUUUGUAAUUAUUUUUAGUAUACUUAGCCAUAUUUAAAAAUAAUUGGGAGGAUUCUUAUUAAGUUUUAGUUUGUUUGAUUAGAAAGAAAGGUAAAUGGAAAGUAAAUAAAUUGCAUUGAUAAAAAAAUGCUAUAUAAAAGAGUGAUAAGUUAAAUAAUGCAUAAAAUUGGGUUUUUAUGAUUUAGAGGAGAUUGGAGAGAAUAAAGAGUAUUUAAAUUCAAUCAGCAUAAAUAGUAUUAAAUGGUUUUUGAGUAUAUGGUAUGUUUGGUG